Anopheles nili is the source of this 2079-nucleotide messenger RNA. RefSeq lists its product as uncharacterized. The record is from RefSeq and is a predicted model, not a curated record. The coding region runs from base 997 to 2079 and encodes 360 amino acids. Lineage: Eukaryota; Metazoa; Arthropoda; Insecta; Diptera; Culicidae. The transcript has 10 exons.
ACGAGCCACGGUCACUAAGGAGAUCUGAUCCUCGGACGAUCGUACGAUCGGUCGGGCGCGCGUGCUGUUGGCCGGUCCGGCGGUGUGAUACGGCAAUGGCAGCCACAAACGGUGCCACGGUCAGGUAGGCUUAGUUGGCGCGUGAAAAAGUGGAUUGAGCAGCUCCCGGUGGUUCCGAACGCCCCGGUGAGGCCAGUUUGCCGGAUUCGCGAUAAAUAAUCCUUAAUUAUUCAGCACUGUUUUUCCCCCGUGCGAUGGUCGCGUGGUGAUGGCGGGUGGGCGCGUUUAAAUUAUACAUUUUAAUGUAGAUUUAUGGUAAAUCGCUGCGCUACGCCUUCGAUCGGAUUUUCGGCGGUCACACGUUGCUCGUUUCGCGUUGCUCGGGUUUUUGCCAAUCGCGGCACAAACGGGGUGGUGUGAAAUCCAUUACGAGGUGCAAGUGAACACAGAAAAACACAGUCCACAAAUUUUCCGCAAGUGAACUGUGCGCGUCCUACCGUCGUGUGCUUGGUGUGCGUGUGUGAGUGCAUGUGAGUUUUCCUGCCAAGUGGAAUCCAGGAAUUGCGCCAGCAAAUAAAAAAAAAGAAAGAAGGUAUAAUAUAAUAAAUUGGCAUAAGAGAACGGAUCAAAAUUCCGAAGUGCAAGGGCGAAGGUAAGAGAGCAGCAGACGUGUGGUGUGCGGUGGUAUUUAAAUGCACCGAUGCAGUGACCUGCGUGCAGAUGCAGCCUUUGAAUCGUACGGUACAAAAGGAAACACACAAACGCGCCCCCAAACUGCAGAGGAAUGACCUCAUCGGCUAGUCAUUAAAACGGGCAAUUUCGGUACCGGGCGCGCAUUAUUUCCGCCCUCCAUCAGUGCCAGGCGGAAGCGGAAGCAUCCGGUUUUGGGGGGAAAAUCGGGUGGAGUAAACGGACGCGUGGAAAUUCACAGGAAAGGCUAAAUCCUCAAACGUGUGCGCGAAUAAAACUCAAAAACUGUAUUCAGUGUAGACGACAAUGGGCGGUUGGCGUCAAUCGAUUGCGGGAUUCAUUCGUCCUUCACGAUCCAUCACCGGCAACGCCAUGAAACGGUUCAUCAGCAUCGGAAUCCUGCUACAGAUUAUCGCUAAUUGUGAUUACGGCUUCGGUGCAAUCCGAUCGGUUCAACUGGUAGUGGAUCCACCGGCGGUACGGCGCGGUCAGCACGCCACCCUGCGUUGUCUGUACGAUCUGGACGACUCGCCGCUGUACUCCGUCAAGUUCUACCGGGGCUUACGGGAGUUCUAUCGCUACUCGCCGGGCCAGCAACCAAGCAAGAAGAUUUUCCCCUUUCCCGGUAUCAAUGUCGACGCUGCGCUCUCCGACAACCGGCAGGUGGUUAUCAAGAACGUGGGCUUCGGGCUGUCGGGAAAUUUUUCCUGCGAAGUCACCGCCGACGCACCCUCGUUUUCCACCGCCACCGAGCACAUCAGCAUGCAAGUAGUAGAGCUUCCCGACAGCGGACCCAGUCUGUGGACUGAUCAAACCCGCUACGAACCGGGGGAUUCGCUGCGGGCGAACUGCACCUCACAGCCCUCACGUCCCAAGGCCGAGCUGACGCUGACGCUGAACAACAUGGUGCACGAGUCAUUGGUCUACACGUCGCAUGAGGAAACGCGCACCACAACGGACAAUCUGAUCUCGAGCACGCUGACGCUGCGGCUGCAUCUCCAGAGCUCGCACUUUGGAUCCGGCAUGGUGCCAGGGUUGGGUGGUGCGUCCGGUCCGGGUGGAGCCCUGCUGCUGCGGUGCACCGCCACCAUCGGCAAGCUGUACGAACGGCACACCGAGCUGGAACUGGGCGUGCCCCAGCGGGAUCCCAUACCGGCUAGAGCAACGGCCGCCAUCGAGCGGGACGGGCCGUCCCCGAGAUCGCUUGCGCUUCUCACGAUCCCAGCUGAAGCCCUCCGUGCGAUGGCGAAGGACAAGCGGACCGGCGGCUACAUCGCGGUCAUCGCGCUACUAGCAACCCUGGCGGCGCCGAGCGCAGCCAUCGAUAAUCCCUCGAACUACAAAAAGAAAACCAAAAUCAGCAUAGCCUAUACCUCCUCGCUUUGCUAA